ACCCCAGCCAUCCCAGUAGACAGUCGCAUCGAAGUCGUAUCGUGGCGCGGUACCUCUCUCUUUCUUGCGUAGGAUCAACCUUGGUCGAUGUCACUCAAUCACCUGGUCAUCCAUCGUUGCAACAAAGGUUCACUUCAAACUUCGAGCGUCACGAAUAUAUCGUUGAGAGUUACCCGAGCCUCCACCUGGCUGGGUAUUCUUGAACGGCUCGCAGGAGAUAAGCCACACCAUGUCGAUCGAUCCUCGAAGUGAAGACGACCUCUAUCUAUCACAGAUAUUCCCUCAAUUCAGCAGGCAACACAACGAAAGAAGCACGCACCACCCAUCAACGCAAAGCAAACGAAGAAUCCCGAGUGUCACUCCUCAUAUGAGAUCCGGUCAAAUCUCUGCUCAAUCUCAACAAGAAUACCUUGACACCGACUCUGUCCGUGCACUCAUCAGACCGCAAGAUGAUCCGGUGUGGACUGGAAGGCUAGAAACACAUAGCGGUCACUUGAUGAAUGACUUUCGUCUUGCGAGCACUGUGAUCAGUCAGCCCAGCGAGAUAUCGCUAGCAGCGUCAUCUUCGGAAUUUUAUACGAACUAUCACACUUUCCAGCCGCUAAGUGCCAGUACACAAGAAGGCAGCUCGGUAAGAUCUGGUGGUCCUGUCCAAUUGGGAUACAUGGGCUCAGACAUCCUCGGGUCAGACAGUCCCCUGCCCCUGGAUCAUUUCGGGACCUCUCAAGAAUAUCGAGCCAUGGCCGGUACAGGUCCCUUCUCCGACACGCAAUCUCAAAGGCCACGGGGCUUGGCAGCGGAUGUGGACCGCCAUCAGCCGAAAGGGAAAGCACAUCGCGCUCGAGGCAGGUCUCCUGUCAUUUGUGCUAUCUGCGGCGUCCAAUCGAGGAAUCGAUCUGAUGCGAAAAAACAUAGCCAAGUCCACAAUCGAGAUUACGUCUGCGAGAUACCAGGAUGCAAGCGUAAUGUGCACGGAUUUGGAAACGUUCACGACCUGGAGCGUCACAAGAAGGGUGUUCAUAGCAUGCACGGAGGAGCCGGGUGGAGAUGUUCGAUCUGUGUACGUGCCGCUCCAGCCGAGAAGAAAGUUCCCAGGUUUUGGAGCAGAAAGGACAACAUGAAGGCCCAUAUCAUAAGGAUGCACCAAUCCGAGCUGCAAUCGGCGCAAAAUCCAGAUCGAGUCAUCGAAAAGAUAGUUCAAGAGUAAGUCAUCAAUCACAGGAUUUCCUGAGGUUAAACUAAGGAAUUGCAGAUCCCGCGUCGAGGCGCCCUCCAACAACGACCCUGAUACAACCAAAUCUGCUGGUAUGUCGGAAACGACUAUGCAGACCGAUGCAAUAUCCGACGACGAGGAUGGUUCUGCUGACACCAGCAGUGUCGUGUCACCAGCUUUGGCCGAUCAUC
This is a messenger RNA of Dissoconium aciculare CBS 342.82, 1404 nucleotides long. RefSeq lists its product as uncharacterized. The record is from RefSeq and is a predicted model, not a curated record. The coding region runs from base 230 to 1207 and encodes 325 amino acids. NCBI's taxonomy places the organism in Eukaryota, Fungi, Ascomycota, Dothideomycetes, Mycosphaerellales, Dissoconiaceae. The transcript is spliced from 3 exons.